This is a messenger RNA of Nicotiana tabacum (common tobacco), 506 nucleotides long. The record is from RefSeq and is a predicted model, not a curated record. Lineage: Eukaryota; Viridiplantae; Streptophyta; Magnoliopsida; Solanales; Solanaceae.
CGGAUUCAUCUCCCCAAGGUAGAGUUGACUUUGGCCUUUGAGAGAACUGUGUGGUUGUUUACUUAUUGAUGCAAUUAGUUGUCUCCUUUUAUUCAACGAUCGUUUUUCAGAAGCAGAAAUUGCAAAGAAAUAGAGAGAGUAAGAUCUCAAGAAAAAUGAAUCAGAAUAUGAGCGCGUUCUUGAUCGGAAUGGUGGGCGCUGCCUUUACGUUGGGCGCUUAUUCUCAGCCAUGGAUGACUCCAACGCAAAGCAUAACUACGGGUCUUCUGACUCUCAUGUUUGGUCUCCUCGUCCGCGAAGGUUUCAUCUCCCUUUAGAAUUUCACUAUUUCCCCUUAUUGUUAUUAACAAAUAUCUCUACCUACAAAUUUUCAUGUUUAAUUUGGUGAUCGAUGACCAUCUUCUGUUAUUCUGAGGUCUUUCUUUCCAGUUCUGAGUUUGUAUUUCCUUUUUUAUAAUAUGCUAAAAUCAUUUUACACAACACUAUAUAUGUUUGAUUGAUUACUA